Molecule: messenger RNA, 1494 nt
Organism: Colletotrichum truncatum
Lineage: Eukaryota; Fungi; Ascomycota; Sordariomycetes; Glomerellales; Glomerellaceae
Product: major facilitator superfamily transporter
Biological process (GO): transmembrane transport
Cellular component (GO): membrane
Molecular function (GO): transmembrane transporter activity
Source: RefSeq, a predicted model, not a curated record
AUGCCGGGCUCCGUAAACCAGGUUCGGCCAGUUGGCGUCGACGAUAAGACCUCGACAUCGUCGCAAAAUAACGAAAAAGGCAGCAUUGAGCCUGUUAUCACCGAUGUUCUUCAAGAAACCCCGAAGCGAACAUGGAAGUCGUAUAUCUGGGACACGCUCGAUAAGUCUCCUGAAGAGCGUCGAUUUCUUUUCAAGCUCGAUGCUGCUUUGAUGACCCUUGCAUCACUUGGAUAUUUCAUCAAAUACCUUGAUCAGGUCAAUAUCAACAAUGCCUUUGUAUCUGGCAUGAAGGAAGAUCUAGGCCUGUGGGGAAACGAAUUGAACUAUAUGCAAGUGUGCUGGACCGUCGGCUACGUGGUUGGCGAGAUACCAAGUAAUAUGCUACUCACACGAAUUCGGCCCGCUAUCUGGAUUCCCCUUUGCGAGGUAACAUGGUCUGUCCUGACGAUUUUGUUGGUGAAGUGCAACACCGCUACCCAGAUUUACGUCUUGCGCUUCUUUAUCGGCCUGGCUGAGAGUACCUUUUACCCGGGUAUGCAGUACAUCGUGGGAUCAUGGUAUCGGAAAGAUGAAAUAGCGAAACGAUCUUGUCUAUUUCAUGCCAUGGGAAAUGUUGGCUCCAUGGUCUCAGGCUACCUGAUGGCCGGCGCACAUAACCUGGAUGGUGUGCAUGGUUACCACGGAUGGCAAUGGCUCUUCAUCACCAACACCGUUGUAUCACUCCCAAUUGCCAUUUCGGGUUUCUUCUUCCUUCCAGACUUGCCAGAGAUUACGAAAGCUUGGUAUUUCACCCCAGAGGAGAUUGCCCUGGCGAAGAAGCGAAUGCAGUUGGAAGGUCGGGCCCAGCGCUCUCCCUACACCAAGGCAAAGUUCAUCAAAAUCUUCUCCAGCUGGCACAUCUGGACACUCGUUAUCCUCUACAUUGUCUUCAACAACGGAAAUGGCGGCAACUCCCAGCCAGCGUUCCCACUUUGGCUGAAGUCUGAAGGUUACAGUGUGCGAGAGGUCAACAUCUAUCCCACAAUAACGGAAGUCGUCAGUAUUGUUACCACUCUGAUUUACGCUUGGACUUCGGAUAGUCUGUUCAGAGGCGCACGAUGGCCAGCCAUUGUUUUCUCGGGCCUUGUGAAGAUCGUCGCAUACGUACCACUCACUAUUUGGAACGUGCCCGACAGCCUCAAGUGGGCUUGUUUCAUUCUCUGUGGCUUUGGUGGAGGAAUCAGUGGUCUCACGUUUGCGUGGGCGCACGAGAUUUGCAGCGAUGACAACGAGGAGAGAGCCCUGGUCACUGGUGCCAUGAACCAAAUGGCCUACGUCUUUCAAGCUUGGCUUCCGUUGAUCAUUUGGCAGCAGGUUGAGGCUCCUUCGUACCCCAAAGGUUACCCGAGUAUGAUUGCUCUAUCGGUUGCGUUGAUUGCCAUCGCGUUCAUCAUUCGUUUCCUGCACAAGCGUGAGAUUCGUUUGAAGGCUGUACGUGGGUAUAGUUCAGCCUAA